Molecule: messenger RNA, 2648 nt
Organism: Nycticebus coucang (slow loris)
Lineage: Eukaryota; Metazoa; Chordata; Mammalia; Primates; Lorisidae
Gene: TENT5C
Product: terminal nucleotidyltransferase 5C
Exons: 2
Coding region: 757-1932 (391 amino acids)
Biological process (GO): mRNA stabilization
Molecular function (GO): RNA binding; poly(A) RNA polymerase activity
Source: RefSeq, a predicted model, not a curated record
AAAGGUGCGAGGAUGCGGCGGCGGCCCCAGUGAGCCGCACGCUCUGCCCCCGAGGGUCUAUCCCCGCCAAACGGUGCUCAAGUCUUUGCCGAGCCAGGUCGGGCGAACGAAGGCCGGAGGGGAGGUGCGGACAGGUGCCAGGACUCGGUGCUCCUUUCCCCGUCCCUUCCGCGACGACCCCGCCCCUGAGAGCCAGAAGAAACGCUCCAAGGGGAGCUGCAACUUUCCGGAGUCUCGGGCCCGGGCUUGGCAAACUUCAGCGAGUUCCUGCUCCCGGAGUCCUGCGGACUGCGCUCUGGCCCGGCGCAGGCCUGGCGUCCGAAGAGUGUGAUGGGCGCCUCAGGCUCCUUCCCCGGAUCCGACGGCGCCCCCCGACACCCCUUCCUCGCUUGCAGCCUCUCCGGCUCGCGGGCGCGCACACCUUCUUUUGCGGACCGAGUGAGAAUUCGAAUUCGGCGGUUUCACAAGGCGCAGUUGGCGGCGCAGCGGUCAGGGGCUGGUAUCUGGCCAGUGAGGGGAGGGGCGCUUCCUAGGCUCAUUGCCUAGGCCUGGGUUUUAAGGAGAAGGGCGGAGAGCCUUAACUUUUCAUGGAUUCACUCCACCGCGGACACCGCGAGCAGCAAAGUGACCCAAGAGAGUGACUUGAGAGCUGCGCGUCUCGGAAACUUCUCGCGAAUCCGGAGUCUGUGAAACCGGUGCCUCCCCUUUGGGAAUGGAACUUGCUUACCGCUUUCCUCGGCCAGAACGUCCCCAAAGAUGGCAGAGGAGAGCAGUAGUACCAGGGACUGCGUGUCCUUCAGCGUGCUCAGCUGGGAUCAGGUCAGCCGGCUGCAUGAGGUCCUGACCGAGGUCGUACCCAUCCACGGACGAGGCAACUUUCCAACCUUGGAGAUAACUCUGAAGGACAUUGUCCAGACGGUCCGCAGCCGGCUGGAGGAGGCAGGCAUCAAAGUGCAGGAUGUCCGGCUGAAUGGCUCUGCAGCCGGCCAUGUGCUGGUCAAAGACAACGGCUUAGGCUGUAAAGACCUGGACCUGAUCUUUCACGUGGCCCUCCCGACAGAAGCAGAGUUCCAGCUGGUCAGAGACGUGGUGCUGUGUUCCCUCCUGAACUUCCUGCCAGAGGGUGUGAACAAGCUCAAGAUCAGCCCUGUCACUCUGAAGGAGGCAUACGUGCAGAAGCUGGUGAAGGUGUGCACGGACACGGACCGCUGGAGCCUCAUCUCCCUCUCCAACAAGAACGGGAGGAAUGUGGAGCUCAAGUUCGUCGACUCUAUCCGGCGCCAGUUUGAGUUCAGUGUGGACUCCUUCCAAAUCAUCCUGGAUUCUUUGCUCUUUUUCUAUGACUGCUCCAGUAACCCCAUCUCUGAGCACUUCCACCCCACGGUGAUCGGGGAGAGCAUGUACGGGGACUUUGAGGAAGCCUUUGAUCACCUGCAGAACAGACUGAUCGCUACCAAGAACCCUGAAGAAAUCAGAGGCGGAGGACUUCUCAAGUACAGCAACCUUCUUGUGCGGGACUUUAGGCCCACAGACCAGGAAGAAAUCAAGACUCUAGAGCGCUACAUGUGCUCCCGGUUUUUCAUUGACUUCCCGGACAUCCUCGAGCAGCAGAGGAAGCUGGAGACCUACCUGCAAAACCACUUUGCCGAGGAGGAGAGAAGCAAGUAUGACUACCUCAUGAUCCUCCGUAGGGUGGUGAACGAGAGCACCGUGUGCCUCAUGGGGCACGAGCGCAGGCAGACCCUCAACCUCAUCUCCCUCCUGGCCCUGCGUGUGCUGGCAGAGCAGAACAUCAUCCCCAAUGCCACCAACGUCACCUGCUACUACCAGCCAGCUCCUUACGUCAGCGAUGGCAACUUCAACAACUACUACGUUGCCCACCCCCCAGUUACCUACAGCCAGCCCUACCCCACCUGGCUGCCCUGUAACUAACCUGAGAGCCGAGGGCUUCCACAGUGGGAGCCCCAAUAGAGCCAGGGCUCUCAGGUAGGGGAGCCUCCUUCUAGAUGUAGGUGUUUGGCUUUUAAAGGGGAACUCAGCUCUGAUUCUGCUUUUUUUUUUUUUUCUUUGUAUACCCAUUGGAAUGGGUCUACAGUAUACCACGAGCCAACCCUAAAGGACCCAUAGUAAGUGCCACUUUGGAAGAUGCUGUAGGAAGUGUGACCUAUCCACAUCUUUCCAAGAUAGACACACUAAUGUGUCAAGUCCCAAGCAUUAGCACCUGGGGGUUUGAGCUCUGCAAUAAUUGAGAUUGGGAGAGCUUGGGCAGCAUAUGAGAAGUGUUAAGCUGCUUUUCUUCUCACUUCAGCCUAGAGCAGCCUGUGUUGGCCCUCACUUGGGAUUCUCAGCAGUUACCUGGAAGCUGUGCUGAUAAUCUCUCAUAUCAGUUUUAGUCAGGCAAAAAUGGUAAACAUGAGGGUGCUCUUGUGACCCAAUUUUUGUUCAAGGGACUAAAUUGCUUAUGAUUAUUCCCUGUCAGCAGAGCUGAGAAUUUCUUUCAUCAAUAAACCAAAGCCAAUAGCUGGAGAAUUGAGAUCUGGUUGGAAGUGGUUUAUGGUUUAGAUGCUGUGUGGAAUUGUGAGAUAUUAUUGAGAAAAAAAUAACUUUUUCUUGAAAUGUAACUUGAAAACAAAAUAAAAUGUGGAAUA